This is a messenger RNA of Phyllostomus hastatus (greater spear-nosed bat), 1540 nucleotides long. RefSeq names its product coiled-coil-helix-coiled-coil-helix domain containing 3 (gene CHCHD3). Bases 162 to 845 code for a protein of 227 amino acids. The transcript has 8 exons. The record is from RefSeq and is a predicted model, not a curated record. Gene Ontology annotation, biological process: inner mitochondrial membrane organization. Lineage: Eukaryota; Metazoa; Chordata; Mammalia; Chiroptera; Phyllostomidae. Gene Ontology annotation, cellular component: mitochondrion; MICOS complex.
AGGUGGGAACUGAAGACCGGCGGUUCUCCUUGCCACCUGGGGUCGUGGCCUUGCUCCCGCUCUGCCAGGCAAACGUCCGGGCACGUCCACGCGUGUCAGUGUGCGUGGGGCCUGAGGUACUCGCGAGUCCACGCUAGGACUCUGCGAGGACAGAAGAAGCCAUGGGCGGGACCUCCAGCACCCGCCGGGUCACCUUCGAGGCAGACGAGAACGAGAACAUCACCGUGGUGAAGGGCAUCCGGCUUUCGGAAAAUGUGAUUGAUCGGAUGAAGGAAACCGCCUCGUCAGGCUCGAAGUCUCAGCGGUAUUCUGGUGCUUAUGGUGCCUCAGUUUCUGAUGAAGAAUUGAAAAGAAGAGUAGCUGAAGAGCUGGCCCUGGAGCAGGCCAAGAAGGAAUCUGAAAAUCAGAAACGGCUAAAGCAAGGCAAAGACCUGGAGCGCGAGAGGGCCCUUGCCAACGAGCAGCUGACCAGGGCGAUUCUCCGAGAGCGGGUGUCGAGUGAGGAGGAGCGCGCCAAGGCGAAGCACCUGGCUAAGCUGCUGGAGGAGAAGGAUCGCGUGAUAAAGAGACAGGACGCAUUCUACAAAGAGCAGCUGGCCAGACUGGAGGAGCGGAGCUCAGAGUUCUACAAAGUCACCACCGAACAAUACCAGAAAGCUGCUGAAGAGGUGGAAGCAAAGUUCAAGCGGUAUGAGGCCCACCCAGUUUGUGCGGACCUGCAGGCCAAGAUCCUCCAGUGCUACCGCCAGAACGCCCAGCAGACCCUCAGCUGCUCUGCUCUGGCCGACCAGUACAUGCGCUGCGUCAACCAGGCCAAGCAGAGCGUGAUCGAGAAGGGAGGAUAAAGCCAACUUUCAGAACAAGCAGAAGUCCUUCAACGUUAAUUCCAGAGGUGGGACAUUUUUUUUCCUAGUGAGAAAGUAACCUAUUUAAAGAGAAGGCCGCUAAAAAGAACACCAGAGAGCAGACUCGACAGAAGCCCGUCACAGUCUGGUCAGCAGCGACUCGCAGCGCCAAGGCCAAGACCAGGACCAGCCCUGAAGGACCCGCUGCAGCGCUAAUAAACCCCAAGUGUGGUGACAACAAGGGAAACCCAGCCCUCUCCGCCUUUUGUGCAUUUUGUCCAACUUUCUCUCCUAACCACGCUCCAUCCUUCGGCCACCGCCCCUGCAGCAAAGCUGGGGGUCGGGACAGGACGGGAGAACUGGGGCGGGGAGCGGGGAGGGCAGCGCGGCUGUGUCUCAGGCCGGCGUGCGGGGCGGAGUUGUCCGGACUGUGGCGCGUGGGGUUUCUCUCUGUUUCUUUUCUCUCUCGACUUUGUAAGAGCCAUUUCAUUUUAACUGUGGCGAUCACGUAAGAAGACAAAAAGGAGAGAAAAUGUACCUCUUUUACUGGAAUAAUGUUUAUGAUUACAAGUGAAAUAAGGCUUUUUUUUUUUUACCAACGUAAAGGCAACUUGGCUCGUACGACCCCUUCUCUAUCAUGAACACUGACACCUUGACUUCACUCACUACCAGUAAUAAAUAUAUUUUCUGACGAA